Messenger RNA from Phaeodactylum tricornutum CCAP 1055/1, 1215 nucleotides. RefSeq lists its product with no specific name. Lineage: Eukaryota; Bacillariophyta; Bacillariophyceae; Surirellales; Neidiaceae. The record is from RefSeq and is a predicted model, not a curated record. The transcript has a single exon. Gene Ontology annotation, molecular function: oxidoreductase activity. The coding region runs from base 1 to 1215 and encodes 404 amino acids.
AUGUCCUUCAAAUGUAGUCAAAAGGCCGAGAUGCGUCCUGCAAUUUUCUUUUCUUUUACUCUAUGGCUACGAUUGGCUGUGGUUUUGGGAUUGUCACAAACACAAGCGACGCGACGAGAUGUUUUGCUUGCCGCCCAGCAAGCAUCAGCGGCAACGGCAUUCGGCGUGCUUUUAUCGUCGCCUAACGAAGCGGAGGCGGUGCGCGACACAGGAGAAACCGCUACAUAUCUGCAUAAUCAAUCCAGGCUUCUGCUUCCGAAUUCUAAGACUAAGGCUUUGACUAUCCCGCGAAUCGGGUAUUCUAUGUAUAAAACAACUGCUGACCAGAUAGAGGCAGGGAUCCAGUUAGCGUUGCAAGCCGGAGCCCGCCACUUUGACGUCGCUACGCAAUAUGGCACAAACCCAGUUGUGGGAGAAACUCUGCGCUCAUACAUACAUCAGGGACUUUCUUCAGAGUACACACCAACGAGUAUUAUUCCUAAAUCACCACAGGAACGUCGUCGAGAGAUAUUCUUGACACACAAGAUUUCCAACGACGAGCAAUCUACAAAGCCUCGGGAGGUCAAAAACGCGAUCAUCUCGCAGCAAAGAGGCCCUUUAAAAGGUAUCGAUGUCGAUCUUGCGAUGCUUCAUUCACCCUUAACGGAUAAAUCGCGACGACUGGCAUCGUAUGAAGCUCUAUUGGACUUAGAAGCCAAGAGCAAGAUCAAAGCAGUUGGUGUCUGCCAUUUUGGAGUCGCCGCUUUGCAAGAGUUAGUAGAUGCUGGUCUACCCGCUCCCUCUGUGAUCCAGCUUAUCAUCAGUCCCUUCAAUCAACACAAAGAUAUCGUUGAGUGGGCAUCCAAACACGACAGCGUGGUAUCAUGUAGCGCUUGGUCCAAACUCAGCUCGGUCGAGGGGCCACAAAUUGGCUGGUCCGUACUUGGCGAAAUUGCCAAAGAAAAAAGCAUGACGAAGCAGCAAGUUUUGAUCCAAUGGACUCUCCAAAAAGGAUUCAUUUGUACUCCACGCGGUAGCAGCAAGUUUAAUAUUGAACGCAUGGCUAUACAAGAAAACUCCUGGGACGCAGUCCAGGACUUUCGAUUGACCGAGACCGAAAUGGACAUUUUAGAUGGAUUGGACGAACAGUUACCAGCUGGCCGACUCGGUAUUCGCGACGGCUGGGACGAAUCUCAAAUUACAGACCCCGCUUGGGAUCCAACUUUUAUAUCUUAG